GACUUGUAUUCCUCUGAACAUGUUUGGUCAUGACGGAUCAAGCAUCAGAUUGCUCUGUUUUGUCGCCCGCACUGGAGGAUAUAUAGUAGAGUGUUUCCAACGGACCACAUCAUUUCUUUCCAGACAUCUAAAAUAAAAAUAUGAUGUUAGUUGUUUGGUGUUUUUUUUGGUCGUAAAUAGAAAUUCCUCGUUGCGGUUUUAGUUCAGACAAGUCAAAAGCCAAGAGUCAAGUGUGUCAAUCCUGAAGUUGGAGUACAAAUUGGAUAAACUAAUUGCGUGAUUUUGACGUCUGCUCAUCGAACUUUCACUUACAACAACUAACAUUGUUCAAGGUAUGUCAUUUAUUGUGUGUACAGCUGCAGCACAACUAAAUUAUUUUAACAGCUAAAUUUAAUAGCUUUUUUUGUUGGGUCUCAUUAUCUUGCCAAAGGACACUAAAGGCAAUAAUAUAUUUAAUUAAGCGAUCGUUUAAAAUAUUCUUUUUUUUUUAAAAAUACCAUUGAUCGUAAGUCGUCAUGAUGUCCAAAUGUCAUGAAUGAUGUGUGGGCGUGGCUGUUUAAUUUUUUUUUUUUUGGUGGCCUGUAGUUCUGUGAAACACUUUGAGAAUUAAACCAAAAAGAUUUUAAAUUGAGUUCCAUACAUUCCAGCCUUGAUUUAUAUAUAUAUAUAUAUUAUAGCCCAUAUAUAAAUUAUACGGUGUGACUAUUCAACUAUUUUAAUUGUAACACUAAUACCUGAGGUAAGGUAAACCAUUGGCGGUAUAAUCAUUCAAGCCCCCCCCCCCCCCCAAAACCCCCCCCCCCCCCNACAUAAAUAUAAAAGUAAUUUAAAUUGAAAAUCGUUCAACAUGUGCAUAUUGAUAACUUGUAAAAAAAAAUGGGGGGGGGGGGGACAUUUAAUUAGUAUGGUGUAUGAUCUCCAAGCUUAACAACCACCGUUUAUAACAACACAGUUCUGUUGGGCCCGUCAGUUAAACAGGUUCACAUUAAUUACUGUUAUAUUUUUACCCUUAAUUUUAAGAUAUCUUAUUUGAAUCUAUAGUGCGCUGAAGUGUGGUCAGUUCAUUAUUAAAACGAUAUGAAAAGGGACAAAACUGAUUUUACCUUGUGACGUUUUACUGGACGAUACAUUGUAUUCUAUUAUAAGUGCGAAAUCUUUUAAAAGGAUUGUUGUUUUUUCUCGUUACAUGAGAAUUAUAGCAUAAAAAUACCAUAUUAUAUUGCCAGGCCCAGAACACACUUAUAAUAACAAUGUUCCCGUCCUACUUGUAAUUGCCAUCUUUUUCAUUCUACUUUUAAAUGCCAUGUUGUUUUUUUUCCCUACACACUUAAAUGUCAUGUAUAUAAUAUUCUACUCGUAAAUUGAAUGCUUAUGCUCUACUUGUAAAUACCAUGCUCCUGGGCGCUGUCUCGGGUCCUUUAAUUAAGUUAAAUCGAUUCUCAGCGGCCUGAGUGUCUGCAGUUAUUUUGGAAGCAGCUUUUCCUUAUUUAGAGCCACGACUUCUGCCUGCGCCACGUUUACACCACAACCCCACCAGGAAUUAAUGGCUUGUACGAACCAAAGCCAUAACCAUUAACAUGAAAUCAGGCGUUCAUUUUUCGGACACAUAAUUUGCACUUCCCUCGAGAUCUCUUAGCUCAUGUCGAAUGUCGCAGACCGUUUUAGGUUGAGCGUAGGAGGUAUCGUUGUCGGAAACAAAUUUAUCAGUUACAAGACCCAACUGUGACGCGAAAUGGGCGUCUGUCCGUUGCAUUUGUCUAGGCUCCUAUGCGUUUGCGGUUUUUUGCAUCCGAUUACAGUACUGAAAGGGCACUGUACGCUCCUAAUCCACACAUAAACCUCAAAACUACAUCUAUUCACAUCACCCACAUAACUUCACAUCACCCACAUAACUUCACAUCUCCAACACAGUUUCACAUAUCCAAAAUAACAUCGCAUCUCCAGCACAGCUUCACCUCUCCCACACACCUUCACCUCUCCCACACACCUUCACCUCUCCCACACACCUUCACUUCUCCCACACACCUUCACCUCUCCCACACACCUUCACCUCUCCCACACACCUUCACCUCUCCCACACACCUUCACCUCUCCCACACCCCUUCACCUCUCCCACACACCUUCACCUCUCCCACACACCUUCACAUCUUGUAUCUGCGACACACCGGUGUUUACUAUUUAAUCGUCAGGAAUGGCUCAAGCCGUUUCUAGUAGCGAUGGAGACGGUUUGCUGAUCUGGACCGGAGCAGUUUUGGGUGGGGGGGGAUGCUUGUGCCCUCCAUGUUCACAUAAAACGUAUAGGUACUGGGGAACCAAGUGGUCUAAACCGAGCAAAACUCAAGUUGAAGGUCAGGAAUUCUAAUCCCCACCAAAGUCCAGUCAAGAAAAAAACAAAACAAAAAAAAAACCAUCACCAGCACCCCGGAUGGAAGGGACGCUUUAAACGUCUAAGAGGAGGCGUCCCGUAGGCGGAUAACAUUGGUUCAAUGAAACAUUCCAACAACUCCUGAGACGCCACUGAAGCUUUAUCAUCCACACAUCAUCCACACAUCAUCCAUAUCCCCUUGGCUUAUCCAGCGGCGUGGUGAGAGGCGUGUAGCCGGCCGGUACAACUUUUACAAACGUUUUGAGAAUUUUUUCGCUUACGGAUUCAAAUUGGUUGAAUGAAGCGCUCAGUAUGAGAACAACAGUCGGAACCGAUGUCUUGUCUUCUGCCUAUUGGCGUAAUGAAGCAAGAACACUUUGCCUCAGGUUGUGUUACGUAACACCCCAGUGGAAGAUUUAUGCUCCUGAGAUUAAACGGUAAUCCCCUUAAUCUUUUAAUGGCCUUAAGUUCUUCACGGGCUAGGACGGGGUUUGUGGCGAGACUACCUGAACUGAAUGCAACAGUGGCAUCUCUAGGCUUUAAAUACCACAACACACUGACGACUUUAAGUCAUGACGCACUGACGACUUAAAGUCAUGACGCAGAAGACUAAAAAACAUGACACACUGCCAAAGACAAAGAAACACAACUAUCUGUUUUUUCGAGGCAUAAACCAUUUUAAAAAAAAAAACCAAGUUACAUUUUAUUUUUAUUUAAAUUUCUUUCUAAUGAAAUUUGUAAAUGUACAUACAUAUUAGAUGGAUGAAACUGAUAUCAAACAAUAAAUGUCUGAAUGCACCCAAGGAUUCAUUUGAAAAUAUCUGUAAGAUAUAAAAAAGAUUUCACGUUCUAGGCAUCAGGGCACCUACACCCCCACCUCGCUCCCCCACCCCUUCUUUUUAUGUAUACACGUUAAAAGAAAAUACUUUACAAUCACCCAAAAUUGAUGCAUUGUCGGAACCAGAAUAUUGCUUAAAUUUGUAAAAAAAAAAAAAAAAUUUUUUUAAUUCUCAAUGUUACAAAUUCCAUUUAAAUGAAGUAAGUUACACAACAGUUACAGCAAGGGUAGAUAAUGGAUCCAGACAUGAGGGAGGGGGGUGGUGGGGGGUCCGGUAACAAGCAUUUCAGAAUAACCUCUUAAGCGGUAUAACUGAUGAUGCCUUCAAAAAUAAGCAAGAAAUCUCUCAAGUUAACAUUCCCAAGUUAACAUUCUCAAGUUAACAUUCCCAAGUUAACAUUCCCAAGUUUAACAUGCCCAAGUGAACAUUCCCAAGUGAACAUUCCCAAGUGAACAUUCCCAAGUUAACAUUCCCAAGUUAACAUUCCCAAGUUAACAUUCCCAAGUUAACAUUCCCAAGUUAACAUUCCCAAGUGAACAUUCCCAAGUUUUGUAAGGGUUCAAUUGUAAGGGUUCAAUUGUAAGGGUUCAAUACAUUCCCAAGUUAACAUUCCCAAGUGAACAUUCCCAAGUUAACAUUCCCAAGUUAACAUUCCCAAGUUAACAUUCCCAAGUUAACAUUCCCAAGUUAACAUUCCCAAGUUAACAUUCCCAAGUUAACAUUCCAAACCUGUUGACGAUGUCACGAGUCGUUGAUAUGCGAUGCUUUCAAAAAAAAAAAAAAAGACAACCACCUCCCCCACCUCUCUCUCUUCCCACCCCCCUCCCUACAGACAUACAAGUACAUAGUCAUCAGACCAGAGAUAUAGGUUAUACCUAUACGCGCACCUCAUCACACCCAGGGUAACAGAGCGGCACCCGAAGAAUGCCCAUCUCCCACCCCACCCCACUUAGGCCUUUCCCGUGACGUCCUCACCGGCCCGGCUAGGCCAGAGUUUACUCGGAAAAGUGGGAAAAGGGGGGUGGGGGGGUGUUGAGAUAUGAUUUCAUAAGUUCAACUUAUCUGUACAGAUGUUUGUGUACACUUCAAUUCGGGUCGCUCGCUCGCUGGACGAAUUAAGCCUUUGUGUAAACUCCGGGAUUAAAAGCUUAUUGUUGCGUAAGAGUUAUUUUAAGGGUUGAAACUCUGCUAUCCAUGGUCCAUAGGUGGAGCUGGACUUUGUCUAAGGAAAACAGAUGGAGACGGGGGGGGGGAGUAGUGGGGGGUCAAAGGUUAAUUGAAAUAAUUGUGGUAAAAAAAAAUACCCAAUUUUUUUUUUUUUUUUUUUUACUGGCAUCCGUCGUCACAAUGUGACGAUGGUGUGGGCUCGAGGUGGCCGAAAUCACAAAUGACCGGUCACUCAAAGAGAUUAAUCGUAAUCUUGGGAAUUUUUGCCAGUGGAACCGCCCUUACUGGCGUAGGUAUGGACGCUAACAGGACCAGCAGGUUUCAGAACAGUCACAAGACAAGGCACUCGCUAUUCUUCCCCCCCCCCCCCCCCCCCUUUUUUUUUUUUUUUUUUUUUGAAGAUGCGCGUAGAGUCCGCCGUACCAUCAGAUACAAACAAAUCUUUCAUUCUUUUAAGUCUGUGCUGCUGGUUGCCGUCUUUAAACUCUAAGUCGAAGGCGAUGUAACACAGAGGGACUGAAUGGGGUCGGCCACCAAAGAAAGCUGACCCGCCUCCAUACAUAAACUUUUAAUCUCAUAUUAUAAGUCACCAACACACUGAACGUUUGAAAUGGGGACAGCCUGAAGACAAGACAGUCACGCAUGACAGGGCGUCAAAAAAUGGAUACAUCAUAUUUUAUGUUUUCUAAAAGUAGACAUGACUCAUUUGUUUAUUUCUAAUAUAUAUACUCUUUUUUACGAAUGUUUUUAAUCCUGCAGUUUUGUGUGGGUUCUCCCCCCCCUUCCCCUUCCCCCCCCCCCACCACCAAAUACAUUUUAAAAUUGUUGACAUUCAAAGCCAGUAACCCUUAACAUAAAAUUGUAUGUACCAUUUCAGGCAGCGCUCUACUGGUUGAGAUGUCUCCCGCCGCAAUGCUGUCAUCAAAAACCUUGACCGUCGCCAUCCUGGUCAGCCUGUCAUUUGUGUUCAUUCCAUCCUGUUGUGGUCGCACCCUGGACGAUGCCGGUGGGGAGGCCGCUGAGGAUGACCACUGGCCGGUACUCUGUGCCCCUAACACAUACUACAGUAAAGCUGUGGUGAGUUGGUUUUUCUGUUUGUUGUAUACUAUACCAGGACCGUCGUGUGUACCUCCAAAUGUCAAAUUAUGUUGACGUUUGUAUUACCCAUCCUUACAUCACCCUACUCCCCCUCCCCCUUCCCCCCCCCAUCUUUUCCUUCCCCAACCCAGGGGCGCAGCUUGAUGAAACGAUCCUGCUGUCGAACUCACAAAAUUGUGCCGCACUUCCAUCAUCAUCAUCAUCAUCAUCAUCAUCAUCAUCAUGUCCCUUAGUCCUUGGACCGUUGGGGCGCCACAGAUGACAUGUGAACUAUCCUCCUCCAUUCGUCUCUGUCUUCUGCACUACGCACAGCAUCGCCCAGUGUUAGUCCCGUCCACUCUUUGAUGUUUAUCCUCCCAUCUUUAUCUCUGUCUUCAUCUUCUUCUCCCUCCUCUUGUGGUGCCCUGCAAUAUUUCUUUGGCAAGCCCUUGUUUCCUGGUUGUGCCGCACUUAGAAACACACAAACAAAUUAUAUUAUAAACCCCAAAAGUACCGCCCAGUGCGUCCCGCCCCCCCCCCUCCUUUUGUUCACUACCCCAUGCCCCAUUCUCCCCACGGUCCGUUGUAAGAGUUUUUACUCUGAUUUUGAAGGGGUGUGGGGGUUGGGGGGGGGGGUCGUGCUGUCAGAGUUAUCACACAGUCUACAUCGUCCUGAUGUCACCCACCUUAUGUUGAAUGUCUAUCUCAGCAAAUACAGCCUACAAACUCAUGUCUAUUUACUUGGCAUAUCUGACAGACUCCUUUUUUAAAGAAUUUUGGGUGCGAUAAGUUUGAUUUUUAAAAAUAAUUGAACCAAGUUUACUUGAAAGUAGGUGAAAUGUUGUAGCUGCCAUAGCUUCGUACACUACCGGCAUGUGUUUAAAUGUUAGCGGCCAAUCAAUGACAUGUCUGACUUGUUAGGCUAAAGUCUUUUUUUUGAAAACGGGCUCCUGUGGGGUGGCGUUGUAUCGACUAUUUAAUUUUACUCUACUAAAUUCAACCCCCACCCCCUCACUUUUUUUCUUCUUCUCCAUCUUUUCGUACAUAUAAAAUUGAAUGUGUAACCCUUUCCGUCUGUCUCUUUCAGGAAAGCUGCGUCGUCUGCUCGGAGUGUCCGGUAAAUACAAUAAUCACGAGCCCGUGCCACAGAUUCCAGGACACCAAGUGUGGACCGUUCUACGACUUCAACGCCAUCCUGGAGGCGGGCCGGGAGCAUUCUGAGGGCGACAGCCAGGAGGAGGGAGGCGAUGAGGAGGGCCUCUCCCCCGACGACGGAGGCGUCGUCGCAACCACCAGAUCCAGCCUCAUCAACAAGUCGGGUCAGCCCGCCGUCGGCGACGCUGUCGGGGUUGAGUGGAGGUCUGUGGCUGUGAAGCUGUCCCUGAUCAUCACCGGAUUCGUGCUCACCCUGGCGGUCAUCAUUGUCGGCGGGGUCUGUUACAUAAGAAGGAAGUACAUCAACGGAGCGAAGAGCGGCGGUGUCGUCUGCGAGUACAGUCCUGCUCCAGGGGCGACCCCUGUUCAAGAGUGUUGACCGGGAUGGCGCGCUGUUGUCUUGAUCUGUAAACAAGAUCGGUUUGUUUAGUCCCCAUCAGAUCAUUGAGAUGAGCAUUGGUAAAUGUCUUCUCUUCCACCGUGCGUCUUUCUGUCGGUGAGAAAGUGGAUGGUACUGCUUGACAUAGCAAACGGCACUGCUGAGGCUUAGAAGUGCUGGUUGCUAUACGGUAGCGUGGUCGUGACCAAGGCCUUGAUAUAGACACUGUUAUAAAUACCCACGUGUCAUGGUUGAUCUUCUGAAGUACAGGUCUCGCUUGAUUGGAGAUUUUUCUUUUUUUUUUUCAUGCAGCAGAAGAGUGCAUUGGAAUAGUUUGAUUUUCCUUUGUUAUGAUUAAAAAAGCUUCAAAUCUUGUCAUGAGACUAAUAACGAUGCGAUUGUAAACAAGUCCCACUGUCUGGUGACUGUUCAGUGCUACACAAAAUGGCGUUAGCGCUACUACGGUGUUACACUAUGAAUUAUUACAGCUGCGCGGGCGGUCCUUGGCACUCAAAUCUUUGAGGACCACUUGCCCAGGUUGCUAUGCAUUUUUAAAUAGUUAAAGAUUUUAUUACACAUUCUGAUUUUAAUUUGCAGAAAAUGUUUUCAGUUAACACUGCAAUCUGAAAGUAAUCGGUCAUCAUUGUCGGCGGGGUCUGUUACAUAAGAAGGAAGUACAUCAACGGAGCGAAGAGCGGCGGUGUCGUCUGCGAGUACAGUCCUGCUCCAGGGGCGACCCCUGUUCAAGAGUGUUGACCGGGGUGGCGCGCUGUUGUCUUGAUCUGUAAACAAGAUCGGUUUGUUUAGUCCCCAUCAGAUCAUUGAGAUGAGCAUUGGUAAAUGUCUUCUCUUCCACCGUGCGUCUUUCUGUGGUGAGAAAGUGGAUGGUACUGCUUGACAUAGCAAACGGCACUGCUGAGGCUUAGAAGUGCUGGUUGCUAUACGGUUGCGUGGUCGUGACCAAGGCCUUGAUAUAGACACUGUUAUAAACACCCACGUGUCAUGGUUGAUCUUCUGAAGUACAGGUCUCGCUGGAUUGGAGAUUUUUCUUUUUUUUUUCAUGCAGCAGAAGAGUGCAUUGGAAUAGUUUGAUUUUCCUUUGUUAUGAUUGAAAAAGCUUCAAAUCUUGUCAUGAGACUAAUAACGAUGCGAUUGUAAACAAGUCCGACUGUCUGGUGACUGUUCAGUGCUACACAAAAUGGCGUUAGCGCUACUACGGUGUUACACUAUGAAUUAUUACAGCUGCGCGGGCGGUCCUUCGCACUCAAAUCUUUGAGGACCACUUGCCCAGGUUGCUAUGCAUUUUUAAAUAGUUAAAGAUUUUAUUACACAUUCUGAUUUUAAUUUGCAGAAAAUGUUUUCAGUUAACACUGCAAUCUGAAAGUAACAUUUGGCAACACCAUCUGAAUGCACCAAUGAGCACCACAGUCGGAAUGCACCUAUACCAA
Lymnaea stagnalis (great pond snail) is the source of this 8430-nucleotide messenger RNA. Lineage: Eukaryota; Metazoa; Mollusca; Gastropoda; Lymnaeidae. The record is from the annotation of a GenBank genome assembly.